Messenger RNA from Humulus lupulus (European hop), 1911 nucleotides. RefSeq lists its product as uncharacterized. The transcript is spliced from 3 exons. The record is from RefSeq and is a predicted model, not a curated record. Bases 1 to 1911 code for a protein of 636 amino acids. NCBI's taxonomy places the organism in Eukaryota, Viridiplantae, Streptophyta, Magnoliopsida, Rosales, Cannabaceae.
AUGAGAGGUGCUCGUCUAGCAGCAACUUCCAUGAUUCUUAGUUUAGCUGCCCCAAAGGAAGUAGAAGAUGAUGGAUUAUUUGAUACCGAGGAUAAUGUUGAAGAUUCGGAUCAGAGUGAUGAUUUGGCGGCAGGUCUUCAUGAAGCUAUUGGUAGUAAGUAUUUUGACAUUGGUCCAACUAGUGACUUCAAUGAUGAAUCUCCACUUAAUGUGGAUGACAAGUAUGAUGCAUUGUUUGAGUCACUUCAUAAGCCUUUGUACAAUAAUUGUAAAGGUUUCUCUGUCUUAAGCGCGACGGUGAAGUUGAUGAAUCUCAAAGUGCUUAACAAAUGGACAGAUAAAUCAUUCGAUGGUCUUUUGGAGUGUUUGAGAGAGAUAUUGCUCGAGGGUAAUCAGUGCCCAGGGAAUUAUUACCAGACGAGGAAGUUUCUUUGUGAGGUGGGCUUAGGCUAUGAGCAAAUUGAUGUUUGUCAAUACGAUUGUGCAUUGUUUUAUGGUAAGAAUGCAAAUGCAGUGUCAUGUCCUGUACGAAAAAAUGAAGUUAGGAUUUUACGUCAUCCUGCUGAUGGGGAUGCUUGGAAGCAUUUCGACAAUGUGUAUCCUGACUUUGCAGCUGAUUCUAGGAGUGUACGAAUGGGGUUGGCGUCAGAUGGGUUUAACCCUUUCUCUAAUAUGACAUCAACCUAUAGUUUGUGGCCAGUGAUAUUAAUUUCGUACAAUAUGCCACCUUGGGCUUCUCCUAAUGGAACAAACUAUCUCAUGUCUUUGUUAAUUCCAAGUCCUAAAUCUCUUGGAAAAGAUUAUGAUGUGUUCUUGAUGCCAUUAAUUGAAGAGCUUAAAGAGUUAUGGGAUGGAGUCAAUGCAUAUGAUUUGUAUGGUCAAUGCAUGUUUAAACUUCGAGUUGCAGUCUUGUGGACAAUUAGUGAUUUUCCUGCUUAUGCAUACUUGUCUGGGUGGAGCACUGCUGGUAAAUUAGCAUGUCCUGUUUGUCUUGAAGAUACAAGAUCUAGAAGAAUAACUGACAAACAAUGUUUCAUGGGACAUCGAUGUUAUUUGAAAAUAAACCAUUCUUGGAGAAAAAGUAAAGAAUAUGAUGGAUCUACUGAAUUACGUGGCCCUCCUAGAACUUUUACUGGUGACGACAUUUUAAAGCAAUUGGAUGAAAUUCCUAUUCAUACCCCUGGUAAAGCACAAAGUAAUUCUUCUAGAAAACGUAAGCGUGGAGAGAAAGAGCUGAAUUGGUGUAAAAGAAGUGUUUUGUUUGAAUUGCCAUACUGGUCAAAGCUCUUGUUGCGUCACAAUCUUGAUGUGAUGCAUAUAGAGAAAAAUGUAUGUGAUAACAUUAUUGGAACACUUUUAGACAUUGAAGGUAAAUCGAAAGACACUUUAAAAGCUCGUAAGGAUUUACAAAAUCUUAAUAUUCGUGAAGAGCUUUGGCUAAAGAAGGACCUAUCUAAUAACAAGCUUGAAAAACCUUAUGCUAGUUACACUUUGACGAGAGAAGAAUGCAAAGAUUUUUGUAAAUUCAUUCAAAGUGUUAGAUUACCGGAUGGAUAUGCUUCGAAUAUUAGUCGAUGUGUAACAGAUAAUGACAAACUAGGAGGAAUGAAAACUCAUGAUUGUCAUGUUUUACUUCAUAAGAUAUUACCAGCUGCAUUGCUUCCUUUUCUGACAGACAACAUUCGUGGUACUUUGAUUGAACUCUGCCAAUUCUUUCAAAAAAUUUGUGCAAAAACAUUACAAAUUUCUGACAUAGAAGAAUUGAGAGAUGGAAUUGUAAUAAUUUUGUGCAAGUUGGAAAAGAUAUUUCCCCCAUCAUUUUUUACCAUAAUGGUUCAUCUUUGUGUUCACCUACCCGAUCAAGUGUUAUUAGGUGGUCCAGUUGCUUCGAGAUGGAUGUUUGGGACAUAA